Cuscuta epithymum is the source of this 2252-nucleotide messenger RNA. NCBI's taxonomy places the organism in Eukaryota, Viridiplantae, Streptophyta, Magnoliopsida, Solanales, Convolvulaceae. The record is from the annotation of a GenBank genome assembly.
UUAUGACGCCUAAACUAAUUAUUACUCCGUAUUAAAAAGCUGAAAGGAUGUUGCUAGGUGAACUCGAUCUCAAGUCAAGUCACAUGGACAACGGCCAGUGAGCGAAGCAUACCCAGACCGAGUGCUGAGUGGUUGGGGGGCAUACCGGAGGUCUCAAGCUGGCUUUCAGUCCGAAGCGAGCCACGGCGGAGCUCCGCCACUCCAGCUCCUUGGGUAACCGAGCGUCGCAGUCUCCGAUGAAGCGCGACGACGUCGGGUUGUCUCCCUUGUCGCCGGGAAAUGUGUCAGUUGACGAGGACGACGAAGACGACUAUCGCGACCGUCACCCGCGAGAUCGCACCCCUUCCCUGCUAUCUGCCAACCUGCAGGCGGUAUUCCCCUUCUUGUUCGCCGAAAGGUCUCACCAAUACAACUCCAAGAUCUUCUUUCUUCUCUUCCUGGCAAUCAUCGCGGCCGUAAUGAUCUCGGCAUUUUCUAUCUUUAAGAGAUUGAAUGGUCCAUAUUUGUGCUACAAGGAGGGCAUAACUCUUCAUUGUCCACGGGUUAAGGAGCCUCCAUCACUUUGGGAGAAUCCUUACUCUUCAACAACCUCCUGGAAGGCCUGUGCCGAAAGACGAGAGGAUCUAAUUUCAGAUCUUCUAUCAGGAAAUGAUACAAAUGGAUAUAUAUUUAUUCAUGCUGAGGGUGGUCUAAACCAGCAAAGAAUUGCUAUCUGCAAUGCCGUUGCAGUGGCUAAAAUAAUGAACGUGACUCUUAUAUUACCGGUGUUAAAACAAGAUCAGAUAUGGAAGGACCAAACGAAAUUUGAAGACAUAUUUGAUGUUGAUCAUUUUAUUGACUAUUUGAAGUAUGAUGUGCGAAUUGUUCGCGAUAUACCUGAAUGGUUUACUGACAAAUCAGAGCUGUUCACAAGCAUAAGACGAACAGUGAAGAACAUUCCGAAAUAUGCUUCAGCAGAGUUUUAUAUAGAUAACGUUUUGCCAAGAAUAAAGGAGAAGAAGAUAAUGGCAUUAAAACCUUUUGUUGAUCGACUUGGGUAUGAUAAUGUUCCGUCAGAGGUAAACAGGUUGAGGUGCAGAGUGAAUUACCAUGCUUUGAAAUUUCUGCCCCAUAUUGAACAAAUGGCCGAUUUACUAGCUUCAAGGAUGAGAAACCGAACUGGUAGUUCAAAUCCCUUCAUGGCACUUCAUCUAAGGUUUGAAAAGGGGAUGGUGGGCUUAUCGUUCUGCGAUUUUGUGGGGACCCGGUUAGAAAAGUCACUAAUGGCUGCUUACAGAAAAAAAGAAUGGCCACGGAGGUUCAAGGAUGGUUCACAUUUGUGGGCAUUGGCUCUGCAGAAGCGGAAGGAAGGACGGUGCCCUCUUGAGCCUGCUGAAGUUGCAGUGUUGCUUAGGGCAAUGGGUUAUCCUAAAGAAACUCAAAUAUAUGUUGCUUCUGGGCAAGUUUAUGGUGGGCAAAACCGCAUGGCGCCACUUAGGAACAUGUUCCCUAAUCUUGUUACAAAAGAGGAAUUGGCUAGGAAGGAGGAAUUGGAUGAAUUCCGGAAGCAUGUAACGAGUUUGGCGGCCCUUGACUUUCUUGUUUGUUUGAAAUCCGACGUUUUUGUAAUGACGCAUGGAGGAAACUUUGCCAAACUGAUAAUAGGGUACAGAAGGUACAUGGGUCACCGCCAAAAAUCCAUAAAACCAGACAAGGGUUUAAUGUCCAAAUCCUUAGGGGAUCCUUACAUGGGAUGGGCAAGCUUUAAAGACGAUGUUGUCAUUACUCACCAGACAAGGACUGGAUUGCCAGAAGAGACAUUCCCAAACUAUGAUAUCUGGGAGAAUCCUUUAACUCCUUGCAUGUGCAGAGCCUGACUCACAUUAAGUUAGUUGGUGAAGGUGGAUCUCUAACUCUCUUUUGGAAGAAUAUUCUUUUUCCGGAGAACAUUUUGCUUUGACCGAUCGGCAGUUUGUGUAGCAUUAGCAUAAUACUCAAAAGGUUGCGAUGAGAGAGAGCGAGAGCAGAAUCAAGAUGGACGUGGUAACUUGCAUAUUGAGUGGCCCGUAAUUUUUCACCUAAUGUCGUGAUUCCCUUCACACGGGGAAUUGCAGUUUUGUAUGCUGGAUAUUAGAUUAUUCUCAACUGCUUCAAGAAAAUGUGUAAAUUACAGCUAUACUGAGCAUCUGGUGUAUUUUCUUCAUUAGAAUUAUUAUAACUUGAUAUCAAUAUAUUUGUCUGUUGGUAAAGGUUGAUCAUUUGUAGUUUUUUCA